GUUCUUGUUCUGUAGACAUCCUGUGUGCUGGCUACCCGCUCUCACAAUGGCUCAAAAAACAGUGCUCAUCACAGGUUGCUCCUCAGGCAUCGGGAUGGCUUUGGCUGUAAAAAUGGCUGCAGAUGAACAAAGAAGAUUCAAAGUCUAUGCUACAAUGCGGAACUUGGAUAAAAAGGACAACCUUGUAGAAGCUGCAGGCAGCACUAUUGGCAACACAAUGCAGAUUAUGCAACUGGAUGUUUGCAAUGAAGAAUCCAUUAAAAUGUGUAUCAGCAGCAUCCCAGAUAGAAGAAUUGAUAUUCUAGUUAACAAUGCUGGUGUGGGACUCAUUGGGCCAAUUGAGUGCCAAACCAUUGACGAGAUGCAAAAUGUGAUGGAUACAAACUUCUUUGGACUGGUCCGGCUGCUAAAGGAGGUUUUGCCUGACAUGAAGAAAAGAAGGAGCGGCCAUAUUGUUAUUAUUAGCAGCGUCAUGGGAGUACAAGGCAUUCUGUUCAAUGAUGUAUAUGCUGCCUCUAAAUUUGCAGUGGAAGGAUUCUGUGAAAGUUUAGCCAUACAAGCACUCAAGUUUAAACUUCAUCUUUCUUUAAUAGAACCAGGGCCAGUAGUUACAGAGUUUGAAAGGAAGGUUUUUGAAGAUGGAAUGAAAAUGGAUCUUUCGGCUGCAGAUAAGGAAACAGCUGAUAUGUUUGUAAAUAUUUACCUGAAAAAUUACAAGCAAAUUUUCCAGACUCUGGGGCAAACUGCUGAAGACAUAGCAGAGCAUACAGUGAAGAUAAUUCUGUCAGAAAACCCACCUUUUCGUCAUCAGACCAAUACUUUAUACACUCCAAUUACAACGCUGAAGUACGCUGACCCCAAUGGAGACCUGCCAAUUGAGACCUUCUACAAAAUGGUUUUUCAGCACGAUAAAAUUUUCAGUGCAAGUCUUAAUUUCAUUAAAUUGCUGAGAUGGAAAAGCAGGAAGAGCUUUGACUUGGGAGAAAGAUCUUCUCAGUGAAGAAAUGAGGCAGGGGGCUAUUUCACUUGUUGCUUUCUAUGUCACUGGGAUGGGGGAAACCUAAAAUAAUGUGAA
Molecule: messenger RNA, 1075 nt
Organism: Anolis sagrei ordinatus
Lineage: Eukaryota; Metazoa; Chordata; Lepidosauria; Squamata; Anolidae
Source: RefSeq, a predicted model, not a curated record